AUGACACUUAUGAUACUUACUAGGUGUCCAGGGAUGAGUCUGGGCAUCCUAGGUUCCAUACCAGGCGCUUGGCUGAUCCUCACACUCACGGUCCUGCUCAUAUAUCUUCUGACGAGAUGCUGCGACAGGAAGCAACGCCCUCCAAAAAGUAUCACUGCGCUCAAAAUAACCCUGAUGAUACUGUCGGUGCUGUGUUGCGGCGCGAUAGGCGUCGGUCUAUUCGGCAACGACGACCUGCACAACGCGAUGCUGCAGAGCAUCCAGGCGGGCAACCAGCUCGCCAGCCUCGUCAACACUGUUAAGAACCAGUCGAGCAUCCUAGAGGAAGCGAUGGGUUCACGUGCGCGAGCGCCCUUAGCUCGACUCGCGGACGCUCUGGACGCGCCCGUGGCCAACCAGACGGCCCUCGGCACUUUGCUGCGGGCGCUCUCCGCGCUGCGCAAUAACGCCAGCGCCGCCGCCUCUGCUGCGGACAACCUGAAGCGUCCGCUCGCCGCUCUCAACUUAGAUGCAGUCAUGAAGCGCGCGUGGGUGGGGGAGGCGGCGCGCUGGGCGGGUGGUAUGGCGGGCUGGUGCUGCGGCGGCGCCGUGUGCGUCGCGCUGCUGGCCGCCGCCGCGCGUCGUUCGCGCCGCGCCCUGCUGCUGCUCUGCGUAUGUGCGCUGGGUGCGCUGGUGGCGUGCUGGUCGGCGAGCGCUGUGCUCACUGCUGGCGCGGUGGCUUCGGCCGACGCGUGCCAGGAGCCCGCGCGCGCCGUGGCGCACCACGCGCCGCACCACCUGCCUGUCGAUAUGGUGUACUACUACCUGUCGUGUAAAGUGUCCAGGGAGAACGUACUGACAGCUGAACUGAGGAACGCACAGAGAGCGGUGGUCGCCGUGAGACAGGCGCUGGCCGUCUUGUCUAGGGGCGCACCGCAAAUGUUCACUGACCCAGGGCUACAGCCGGCGCUAGGUGCGCUGGGCGCGGGCACGGGCGAGGCGGAGCGCGCGCUGGUGUCACUGAGCGGCGCGCUGGAGUGCCGCACGGCGCGCGCCUACUUCGUGGCCGCCGCGCGCGCCGCCUGUGACGCCGGACUGCAGGCUUUAUCGUUACAACUGCUGGCUGCUAUAGCUGCCGGCUUCCUGUUCACGGCAAUAGUUCUGGUUGACUCGCACGCUUGGAUUUACAUUAACACUAAACGCGGCGGCAGCGGCGAGGAGCAGGCGCCGUUCCUGUCGAGCGGCAGCAGCGCCGCCACGCGCUCGCUGCCGCGCCCCGCGCCCUUCCCCAACGGCAAGCCGCCCUCCUACAGCGCGGCCGUGCAGCUCAUGGACCUCGCCGAGCCGCAGCGCCCCAGUUCGGAAGCUGCUUGCGCGCGCAGGUCGCGCAUGUCGGGCAGCGCGACGCUGGGGCGCGCGAGCGGCGGGCUGGGCGCGCUGGGCGCACUGGGCGGCGCGCACACGCUGGGCCGCGCGCCGCACAACGGCAAGUACGCGACGCUCAGCAAGCAGUGCAAGACGCUCGAGAGCAGCGACUUCUACUGA
Messenger RNA from Parnassius apollo (apollo), 1524 nucleotides. The record is from the annotation of a GenBank genome assembly. Lineage: Eukaryota; Metazoa; Arthropoda; Insecta; Lepidoptera; Papilionidae.